This is a messenger RNA of Talaromyces proteolyticus, 1688 nucleotides long. RefSeq lists its product as uncharacterized. The transcript is spliced from 6 exons. The record is from RefSeq and is a predicted model, not a curated record. The coding region runs from base 469 to 1635 and encodes 388 amino acids. NCBI's taxonomy places the organism in Eukaryota, Fungi, Ascomycota, Eurotiomycetes, Eurotiales, Trichocomaceae.
UGUAAAAUCACUAAACUCGAGAUUCUUCGCCUGACCCGAGGAUAGACGGCUUUUCUGACGCGCUAAUUGCAUAAUCUAGGCGAACCCAACUACUUGUAGUUAGUAAAACGUCCAUGGAUGGGUCUUCGGGCUAGUAAUUAAUCGCAUAUACAAACAUUAAGCAUCCAACAUGCACAUUCAAAACUUUUCCUCCGGCCGCCAACGCUUACUCGUGUCCACGGGCCAUUCAUAUGAUCAGGUGGAGGGGAAGGUCUAGGUUGAUUGACCAUUAUACUGCUUAUAUAGAAGAUGAGAUGAUAUAAGAUCACUCAUAUCCUGAUUGAUUACCGCGACUGCAGUAUCCCCUGCUGAUCCUGCGUACCCCGGAUUAGAGAUCCGAGCCCUGCAGUCAUCAAUUGGCACCUCUGCGUGCAGGGGUCUCUAAGACUCAUGCCUUGUUAGAACCUGACGUGAAGCUGGGCCUGCAAAAUGGGUCAGGCAAGUGGUCCAGCCAUUGUAGCAGUCAUCUGGACUUUCGUGUCCAUCAGCAGCAUCUUGGUUGCUGCUAGACUGUAUACACGAUUGAGAAUUGUAAAUAAGAUAGGGCUUGAUGAUUAUAUCAUGGCCUUUUCAUUGAUAUGCUGUCAUGUCUUUGCCGGUCUUGUUACUGCAUCGAUAUCCUGGGGCAUGGCCUCACAUAUGGAUGACCUAUCAACCCAGCAAAAGGCAAACGCAUUCUUCUACAGCUCCGCCUCAUUUACUCCCGGUAUCCUUUCCUUUACCAUACCCAAGCUUGGAGUCGCCGCGCUUCUCAUUCGCAUUUUGAACCCGACGCGACGGUUUACAUGGUUUCUAUGGACAUUCGUCGGCGUGAGCGAUCUAUUGAUCUUUGGCUGUGUCAUUAUCCUAUAUGCCCAGUGCAAUCCAUCCAGAGCCACAUGGACCCCAUCCAUGACUGAUGCUGUGUGUUGGAGCCCUGCCGUGCUGGAGAACUACUCGAUCGCCAGUGGAGCCCUUUCCGCUUUCCUCGAUUUGUUUCUUGCCAUGUACCCAGCAACCGUGCUUUGGAGACUACAAAUGAACCGAAGGAAAAAGAUCGGUCUCUCGGCUACCUUGGGCUUGGGCAUUUUUGCAUGUGCGGUAUCCAUUUACAAGGCUACACGGUUGCCUGAAUUGGGAAAUAAGGCGGACUAUACCUAUGCUACAUCCGAAGUAUUUUUAUGGACAAGUAUCGAAGCAAACACUAUUAUCCAAGCCGCUUGUAUCCCGACCAUCGCACCUCUCCUCGAAUCGCUCCUCGGCAGAAAAGUAUUCUCCAGUCGGUCCGCAGAGCAUACUUCCUCAUACUUUGGAGCCAGUGGCGACGUUAGGAAAAACAGUAAGAACAAUUGGCGGGCCCCGAGGAAGCAAAGCCUUCCAGGUUCACAAAAUUGGCCUUCGGCGGCGCGAUCAGGCGACCACAGCCGUCUAUCGGAUGUCGAAAGUCAAAAGAGCAUUCUUGGCGAGGAUGGCAUACCUCUUUCGCAUAUUACACGGAAAGAUGAAUUCAGCAUCCAAUUCGAGGCUGCCACUCAGCACGGUCUAGAGCGUGUCCGGGAUGGACGGCCGCCAUCUGUAUGGCGAAGAAGUCUGUUGAAAUAUGGAACCCCUCCCUGAACAACACCCCAUCGACAUUUAACGCGUAACGAUCAUAAAUAAUGUACUAUAUA